Molecule: messenger RNA, 3500 nt
Organism: Gekko japonicus
Lineage: Eukaryota; Metazoa; Chordata; Lepidosauria; Squamata; Gekkonidae
Gene: RCAN1
Product: regulator of calcineurin 1
Exons: 4
Coding region: 21-608 (195 amino acids)
Biological process (GO): calcium-mediated signaling
Cellular component (GO): nucleus; cytoplasm
Molecular function (GO): calcium-dependent protein serine/threonine phosphatase regulator activity; nucleic acid binding
Source: RefSeq, a predicted model, not a curated record
UUCUUUUUAAAGAAUUCAAGAUGCAUUUUAGGAACUUUGAUUACAUUUUUGGCUCCUUAAUUGCCUGUGCUGUGGACAGCAGUGUCUUCAGUCAACCUGAAACCAGGGCCAGGUUUGAAGCACUGUUUAGAACAUAUGACAAGGAUGUCACCUUUCAGUAUUUUAAGAGUUUUAAAAGAAUAAGGAUAAACUUCAACAACCCUUUGUCAGCAGCAGAUGCUAAAAUUCGGUUACACAAGACGGAGUUUCUUGGCAGGGAACUGAAACUGUAUUUUGCUCAGACUUUGCACAUUGGAAACCCACACUUAGCACCACCAGAUCCAGAAAAACAGUUCUUGAUUUCUCCUCCAGCUUCUCCCCCUGUUGGUUGGAAACAAGCAGAAGAUGCCACACCAGUUAUUAAUUAUGAUCUUUUAUAUGCAAUCUCCAAACUAGGACCAGGAGAAAAAUACGAACUUCAUGCAGCAACUGACUCUACUCCCAGUGUUGUUGUCCAUGUUUGUGAUAGUGAUGAGGAAGAAGAAGAGGAAGACGAUGCAGUCAAGAAACCAAAACCAAAAAUUAUUCAAACCAGGAGGCCAGACUACACACCUUCUUACCAAAGCUGAACUGUAGAUAGAGCUUUCUCAAGUGUUGUAAAACUGACAUGCUCAAAGGAGAUGCUGGGGAGCUGUGGAUGGUUAAAACUUGGAUGACAUUAGAUGUAGAAGUGGAAAUUCUAAUGUAAAGAUACUUUAAGAAAGGGAAUGUCUUCAUUUCUAUAUUUUUAAUGCUCCACGAUGACUGAUGAGACAGAUCCCAACAUGAACUUCCUAAAUGUCUUGGAGAGGGUGAAGGCAUUAGGUGGCGGUAUAGAAACUGUUGGUGUGGUAGAGAGAUUUUUGGGUACCCUCAGCCUCUGUUACAAAGCAGCCUUCUCUGUUUAUUUAUCUAUUCAAUAAUUAACUCCUCUGAUUCAUAGAUUAGACGUUGUGGCUGCUGUUCUAAAAUACAUUCACGGGUGAAUAAGGCCCAUUGGAACAAACAGAACAAAGAAGUGCAUGUAGUUGGGAUUUCAGCUUGUGAUAGUAUGUUAUAACAGUUUAAAGAUGAAGCAAGAAAUGAUUAAUUUUUAUAUUAGUGUUGUGCAUGAAUAUAGAACUUUAAAAGUAAGUUUGCUUAUUUUUUUCUGUCAUUUCUAAUUUUAUAUUGCUGAGAAAAAUGAAAAAUUAUCUCAAGUACUGACUGUCCAGGCUUCUUUCUGAAUUAUGGUUGAAUUGCCUGUUCACUUUUCAGUGGGAACACAUUUUUAAUUUACACCUUCCAUUUUGAUGCAAUAUCCCUUUUUGAUGUUAACUGCCAAUGUUUGGUUUUAUCUAGCAAUCCUAUGAAAUGUGUGCAUAUUUAAACAGGAAGGUGACUUUAAAUUCUCAAUGAACCUAUUUAUAUUGGUUUAGGCCAUCUUGAUUUCAAACAGAAAUAUAUGAAGACUUGCAGGCAAAGCUUUUGCUGUACUACAGUUCACGACAGUGAGAAAAUAUAAGCUGUAUUGUCCUAGCCACAAAUCUGUAUGUUUAUAGCUGUUGCUCUUAUAUGUAGUUAGUGGUAUUGGAGCAUGUUUAAUGUGUAAACAAAUAGGGAAUGUGUCAUUUGAGAAUGAUGGAGUGCCUUUUCCCCAGAUAUUCCUGCGGGGAUUGUUGCACUAGCAGAAAGAUUUUGCUUUUUUGUUAAUUGGCAGUGGAUAUUUUAUAUCAGUGUGUUCUGCUUAGGCAUCAUAGUAUGGUGUAACUUGGUGUUUGAUGCCAAGCUUUGCUCUAAGAGCAGCAUUUGGUUAUAUGCUACUAAAGGCGAGCAGCAAACAUUGUUCAGUCUCUCUUUUUUUUGGUAUCAUGUUUACAAAAACUAAACUAACUGCACAGUGACACCCCACUUCAAGUGUUCCUAGGAAUCUCCUUUUUAAUAAGAAUGCUUGAAAUGAAUUUUAAGAGGGUUUUUAAAAAAUAAACACUCUUCUCUAUUUGUGAUGAUUAAGCAAAGGUGUUCUCUUUUUUAAGAUAAGGGAUUUCAUUAAUUUUACAAACUCUGUCACCGUGUUUGGAACCAUUGUAGCCAAUGCUGUAUAAAUAUUUACGUGAAGUCAGCAGUGCAUAAUGUGUACUGUAUUUGUAAUACUCUGGUUUUGCCCAGUCAUGUUUUUAAAGCCAUGAAGCCAAUUCAAUAUAUGUACAAAUAGAACACCUGUAUGUAGUUUAUUUUGUAUAAAGAAUUAUAAUGCAAGAUCCAUAAUGCACCUAGUUGUAGAGCCCUGCUUGUACUGGAUCACAUGACUAUAUAGUUCUGCACUGGGACUGCUCUCAGGACUACUUAGAUUUUCCUUUUAAAACAGAGGAGUUUUGCAGAAUGUCAUACUGCAGGUUGAUGGUACUUUGUGUUUUCCUGUAUUAUCAGUGUUUCUGCAGCUUUGUCUAAGCUGCAGGAAGACCAAGCGAAUUGGAUGUUACUGCAGGGUGGAACUUUACCUGCAGCCUGCUGUGUUCUCUGUAAUGCUGCUCCUGGUGUAUUGGAUUCUCAGGAACACUGGGGGGAGGGGUCUUACACAAGCAGGAAAAGAUUUAAGAUUUCACCCAAGAUGUCUUACAGCUUAAUCCCAAGCGUAUAUACGUGUAAUUAAGUUCAAUUGCUUUCAAUGGAACAAUAUGCCGAUAAUUCUGCUUAGUUUGCAGCAAGGCUGUUUCAGUCUGUUGAUAUAAAAAAUGUGAACUAACUGCUGAAGAAUGUACAAAAUCGCCACCGUAGUUUCAUGUGCCCAAAUAUUCUACCUAGACUGGUUUAGGGAUUUUAUUUACAGACAUUCUUCUCCUUGGUCUCCAUGUGUUAACCAUAGAACUGAAGCAUGAUAAGCAAAACAGACCACUUCUUUCCAAAACAGAACUAUACUGUGACAUAUUUGAUACAGGCCUAUAAAAAUACCUCAUUGCUUUCAAGCAGGGAGAAGGAAAUUUUAAUAACAGCUAUGAGACCAGGAGUAUCACUGAUUGUUUCUCUUUUAGCCAAGGUGCUCUGAUCAUCAUUUUUCAUUUAAUUACAUUAUGCAAAUACUACAAGGCUUGCUACUGAAAGAAUGUAAGUCUGUGUUGUUUCUAUAUCCUUGCACUUUUGACAGUUUAUAUGAGCUGCUAUGAUGUAGCCUUGAUCUAAGCAUCUGUCAUUUCCUACACAGUGCAAAAUUGUCUAAAGAUUACAUAAUAAAAAAUGGCUUUUUCCUUCCCCAAAGGUGUAUGGAUAUUCAGUUGAGUUCCAUGAUGUGCUCUGAUUUUACUGUGGAGGUAGUCAUGCAUCCUCUUUGGAUGUUACAUCUCUCUUCUUCAACAGAUCUGGAAAACAAAUUGUGAUACUUCUGGUGUUAUGUGUGAGAGAGCCUGCAGAACAUUUGGAGAAAGAUUGAAAUUCAGUAAAUAUUUUAUGCAAGUUUAUCCAACCUGCGAAUGAGCAUUGUUUAAUAUCAGUAUAUCUUUAAAAAU